This is a messenger RNA of Hyaloperonospora brassicae, 1545 nucleotides long. The record is from the annotation of a GenBank genome assembly. Lineage: Eukaryota; Oomycota; Peronosporomycetes; Peronosporales; Peronosporaceae.
AUGGCAACAGGUGGCGAGUUCAAGCGUCUCGUGCUCAAGCAGUUCCCGUCUACGAAUGAGGUGGAGACCGUAGAGACGACGUACUGGAAGAAGUUCCACACCCCUCAGGAGCUCCAGCAAGUGGGGGCAGUCACGCACAUUGACGUGUCGCCCGUGACGCCGCAUCAAGUGGCCAUCACGUCGUCCACGCGCAUCCACUUGUACAGCACGACGACCAACGAGAUCGUCAAGACGUUCAGCCGCUUCCGUGACGUCGUGUACUCGGGCACGUUCCGCUCGGACGGCAAGUUGCUCGUGGCCGGAGGCGAAGCGCCUUUUGUGCAGGUCCUGGACACGAGUACACGUGCGAUUCUGCGGUCGUUCAAAGGCCAUUCGGCCGCGAUCCGCAGCACGCGAUUCGCACUCGACAAUGUGCACGUGCUUUCGUGCUCGGACGACAAGACUGCUCGGUAUUGGGACCUGCCGACGGGGAAACCGCUGGCGCUGCUGGCGGAGCACACGGACUAUGUGCGCUCGUCGGCGGCGAGUCCGUCCAUGCACAGUGUCUGGGCUACUGGCUCGUACGACCACACGGUGAAGCUCUGGGACCUGCGCACGUCGGACCAGACCGUGUCCAAGAGCACGACGUGUCUCGACCACGGGGCGCCCGUUGAGACGUGCAUGAUCAUGCCAGGAGGAAGCUUACUGCUCUCGGCUGGUGGCAACACGAUCAAAGUGUGGGAUAUCCUCAGCGGCGGUCGUCUGCUGCAUUCGUUCUCGAGCCACCAGAAGACCAUCACGAGCUUGGGCCUCGAUGGCACUGGCACGCGGUUGAUGUCGGGAUCGCUCGAUGGCCACUUGAAGAUCUACGACUUGAAGACGUAUGAGCUGUCGCAUGGAUUCAAGUACAACAGCGGCGUACUGACCUUUGGCAUGUCCCCUACAAACGGCCACCUCUUUGCUGGUACCGUCGACGGCAUCUUGUCGGUGCGUCGACGGACGCCCAAGAGAACCGAACUGAACGAAAGCCGGACUCGUCAAGCCAUCAUUCGCGGCGGGACGUACAAGUACUUUUUGCGCGGCAAGAACGCGAAACCAGCAGCUGCAGACUUCAUGGUGGCCACUGCACGUCAUAAGCGUAUCCAGCCGUAUGACCAGGCGCUGCGAAAGUUUGACUACAAGAAAGCGCUGAACGAAGCUCUGGACACGCGCUCGCCGAUCAUUGUUGCGAGCAUGCUGGAGGAACUGCGUCUGCGUGUUGGCCUCAAACGUGCACUGGGCAAUCGCGACGAGGAGUCGCUCGAGCCGCUGCUGGCGUUCCUCAUCAAAUACGUGACGGACCCCAAGUACGCCUUGCUCCUGGUCCAUGUCUGCACGAUCGUGUGUGACCUGUAUGCGCCGAAGCUCAGCCAGUCCAUGCUCAUCGACAGCUUGUUCAUCAAACUGCACGAGAAGCUGAACGAGGAGCUGCGCGACCAGAGGCAGGUAUUGGGUGUUGUGGGCAUGAUGGACUCGCUCAUGGCUGCCCAGACCAACGGCGCUGUGGGUGUAGAAGACAGCAAGUAG